GUACCACCACAACCUUGCUAUCAUUUGCAGCUUACACACUCUUGUACUCAGUUUGAGAUGGCUUCUCUUGCAACAUCCCCGGUUGGUAUGUCGGAGUUGCUCGGAACUCCACUCAACAAGAGCAACUUUAGCGGUGCCGCACGGUCGGCUCCCACUGCCACCACCCCUGCCACCUUCAAGACUGUCGCCCUUUUCGGAAAGAAGAAGGCUGCACCUGCCAAAGCCAAGGUUGUAGCUGCUCCCGAGAGCGAUGAGCUCUCAAAGUGGUAUGGUCCUGAAAGAAGAAUUUUCUUGCCUUCCGGGCUCUUGGACCGAUCAGAGAUCCCAGAGUACUUGACCGGAGAAGUUCCCGGAGAUUAUGGUUAUGAUCCUUUUGGUCUAAGCAAGAAGCCAGAAAACUUCAGCAAAUACCAAGCAUAUGAGUUGAUCCACGCUCGGUGGGCUAUGCUCGGUGCAGCUGGGUUCAUCAUCCCAGAGGCCUUCAACAAAUUUGGUGCUAACUGCGGACCUGAGGCGGUUUGGUUCAAGACUGGAGCUCUUCUCCUUGAUGGAAACACAUUGAAUUACUUUGGCAAGAGCAUUCCAAUUAACUUGGUCGUUGCUGUUGUUGCUGAGGUCGUUCUUCUUGGAGGAGCAGAAUACUACAGAAUCAUAAAUGGUUUGGAUUUGGAGGACAAGCUUCACCCAGGUGGUCCAUUUGACCCAUUGGGGCUCGCAAAGGACCCCGACCAGGCUGCACUUCUAAAGGUGAAGGAGAUUAAGAACGGUAGACUUGCAAUGUUUUCCAUGCUCGGUUUCUUCAUCCAAGCUUAUGUCACUGGAGAAGGUCCUGUUGAAAACCUAUCAAAGCAUCUCAGUGAUCCUUUUGGCAACAACUUGCUUACUGUGAUCUCCGGAAAUGUUGAAAGAGCUCCAACCCUGUAAUUUCAAAUUUUCUCUGGAUCCAUCAAUCAAAAUUCAAGUGCAUUGUAUAUCACACUGAGUCUUUCUUAAGGCAGUUAACCUUAAUCUAUGAAUGAAAUUGCAACUCGCUUCCUUUGAAACAUAUAUAGAU
This is a messenger RNA of Argentina anserina (silverweed cinquefoil), 1054 nucleotides long. Its product is annotated as chlorophyll a-b binding protein CP26, chloroplastic. The record is from RefSeq and is a predicted model, not a curated record. The coding region runs from base 58 to 924 and encodes 288 amino acids. Gene Ontology annotation, biological process: photosynthesis, light harvesting in photosystem I; response to light stimulus. Gene Ontology annotation, cellular component: chloroplast envelope; chloroplast thylakoid membrane; plastoglobule. Lineage: Eukaryota; Viridiplantae; Streptophyta; Magnoliopsida; Rosales; Rosaceae. The transcript is spliced from 6 exons.